AGGGCUUGCGAUCUUGAACUUUUAAAUAAUAUAAAUAUAGAGGAACUAGAUCAAGAAAGUGCUGCAACUCAUGCAACUUUGCUACUAUUGAUCUUUGAACUUAGGAAUGACACAAGCACGGAGAUUGCAAAACAAGCUUCGAUGGAGAGGCGUCUUAUUUUAAUGGAUAAUGGCGCAAAUGAAAUAAAGGACGCAACCAUUGGAGGUGCUGCACAUGCAGCUGGCGAAGUAAUUCUUCAUUUGCUAUUACUGAUUAUAAAUGGUAAUAUGAUAGGAAUUUAUGGUUUAUUAUAUUUGAAACAUUGA
Racocetra persica is the source of this 306-nucleotide messenger RNA. NCBI's taxonomy places the organism in Eukaryota, Fungi, Glomeromycota, Glomeromycetes, Diversisporales, Gigasporaceae. The record is from the annotation of a GenBank genome assembly.